Messenger RNA from Exophiala dermatitidis NIH/UT8656, 2823 nucleotides. RefSeq lists its product as uncharacterized. Lineage: Eukaryota; Fungi; Ascomycota; Eurotiomycetes; Chaetothyriales; Herpotrichiellaceae. The record is from RefSeq and is a predicted model, not a curated record. The transcript has a single exon. Bases 762 to 1673 code for a protein of 303 amino acids.
GAGGUCUGCUUCAUGCUCUUUCAGCCCAACACUGCAUCAUACUACUUUACUGUAUAGUACAGAUACUAUUCUGCCGCUCCUGGUUGGAUAAGGCAACAAUAGCCCGGGAUGAGGUUGCGGAAAAUUAUUCCUGGCUUUCAUGGCGAACUACUACUAAUACCUGUACCACGGGCAGUCAACGAUGCCCCCAAGAUGAGUCUCAACAACGUCCUUGGCCGACGCUUCGACGCGUCAUCAGGCCGGAACAACAACACAACUACCACCGUUCUGUGAACGUAUAUGGCUACAGGAAAAGAAGCUGUUCCCAGAUAACACCGGCCCCAAGCCCGUGGCUUGAGGCCACCCGCUGGUCGGUGGUUCGGAGGUAGGAGGCCGGACACAGCCCUCCAAUAAUGGCUGGCGCAAUUGGCUGAUGGUUGGACAACGGGCCGAAAGAGCUUGCGUACACCAUAAUGUUCCUGAUCGCGUGGGACCCAGGCCAUCCCUUUGAUUCAUGGGCGGGAAAAGGUAAGCAUGACUUGAGCCAUGUCGGAAUCUUGACUUGCGUUUCCCCGGUCACUUGUUGCUCUUACAUAUAGAUGGGCAGGUGAGCCAAGUGACAAAUUCGCGGCUCUCCUCUCGAUGCUUUACCUUCUGGUUCUCAUCGCCAAAAUACAAAAGGUGUGGCCGAGUUGUUGUCUACUUAGAUCUGCUGAGCGCCAGCGCUUGAACAUUGCUCGACCCCUCGACCCUCUGAGACAGCACAGCAUAGGAAAACAGCAAUGCCACAGAACAAGCUCUUUCUUCUCUUCGCAAACACCCUUCUAACCAGCGCUGUUAGCGCCCAAUUCACUGGGUGGUGGGGAGACUCUGACAACGGUGACGGCUCUGAUCCUCCCGGAUCCUGGGGCGGCAGCGGUAACAGCAACAAUGAUGGCGACGGGACUGGCAGCUCCUCGACCGGGCAAUUUGGCCAGGACUCGGUAUUUGGUUCUUCGACUGCUUUCAAUCGAGCCGGGCGAAUCCUCAUCGGCCAUGCUGUCCUAGCCUCUUUAGUCUGGGUCAUAUUCAUUCCGUCGCUUGCGAUUCUCCUGAGACUGGACCUCAAGAGCCCGAUGGUGCUCAGAAUUCAUGCUGUAGGUCAGAUAGUCAGCUACAUCAUUUAUAUCGGCGCUGCCGGCAUGGGUAUCUGGCUGGCCCAGCAGUCAUCAGCUUUUGGUGUCUGGAACGACCCUCACCCGAGACUGGGCCUUGCCAUUCUUGCCAUGGGCCUCUUCCAACCCGUCUUCGGAGCGAUUCACCACAGUAUCUACAAAAAGCGCGCCCUCAACGCGCAGGCGGGCAGACAACCCAAGGCGCCAGGUCGGACAUGGGUCGGGCGCGUUCAUCUGUGGCUAGGUCGUCUUUUGCUGUGCCUAGGUGUGAUCAACGGUGGCCUUGGGAUCAGACUGGCGUCUCACAGCCCGUUUCAAACUAAUAAGACCUCCAACAAGGUCCGCAUCGCGUACGGGGUGGUUGCGGGAGUGAUAGCUCUCCUCUACCUGAUCAUUGUGAGCGUCUUUGAGGCCAGGCGGAUGCGGCAUCAAAACGAGAGGCGGCAGCAGCAUGUCGACAAGUCGACUGCUACAACGGACCGCCUCCCUACAUAUGAACAGAGCGAAGAAUCACUGGGCAGUAACCGUCGUUAUGGAUAGGAAGGGUGUCUUGAACGUGUCGCUAUGAUCAUGAUGGUAACAGGACUGGUUAUGAUCUAAUACAAUAUGGGUUGGGCGUAACCGUUUUCUCAGCAGAGUGAUUGGAGGAAAAGUGAAUGGCGCGCUCGACGCGUGUCAAUCACCAAACCCCCGGAAUCAAUGCGUAGGGUACAUCCCGCUUCAUCUUCAUCCACUGCUCUCCAUAUUUGUUAGCCAUGUACUCGUCCAGGAUGGGGAUGGCCCGAUUGGCAAAGUCCCAUAAAAAGAAAGACAUCACAGCAGCACCCCAUAGAGGGCCGCCGCAGGCCAUGGCAUAGCCUCCACGCCACAGGCUGUAUCCCAGAUACGAUGCAUGGCGCACAACCGAAAAGAUACCGCCACGAUAAAUCUUCCCCUCGUUUUCUGGCCUGUCUUUGAACCGUUUCCGCUGAAUCUCACCCACGGUUUCGGUUAGGACUCCCGUAAAGAACAAAGCCGAGCCGGCGUAUACACUCCACGGCUCGAAAUACGUCGGAUUCUCGCCCGCCAGAUCAUACGCAAGCGUGUUCAGGGUAUUGUUCAAGGUGUUGAAGACGGCGAUGAUGGCGGCCGCUGCUGGAGAAAUGGGUUCGUUGCCCAGGAAAAGAGCCCAGAAUAUGUGUUUGGCGGCCGACCCGAUGGAAUACGCCCACACCAAGCUUUGGUACGGGGCCAGGCCUGUGCCAGCAAGAGGGAGGCCGCCUGUGGGCGGUGCUGCCGGCGGAGACAGGCCCAGCAGUCUGGCAAGAUGAGGCAGAGGAGAAUGAAGCAGUAGCUGUCUCUGUAACAAUGGGUCAAGCGCCCGCAGACCUAUGAAGAUGGCAGUCCCCAGGGGUGCCUUUCCUCUGCUGCCUCUGGCGACGAGAUCGUAGCCGUGGCCGUGGCCGGGGCCUUUUGCUGGAGGUGGUUCACCUGGCAUUGCCGCACUUGCACCCUUUCAGGAGCCAAAUGAAAUGAUGUAGAGCAAGCUGUUGACUUGGCCUGCGGGGAACUUCAAGUUGAGGAGUUGCAGUGUGUCAGUGCCUUUUAAAGCGGCUGCCUACCUAGGUAUAUUUCGCUCCAUGGGAUCCUUAUUUCGCACCAUUGCCAAGGCCAGUUCUGAUAUAAGGUUGCUAAGUGCUUAGAGAUUACA